This is a messenger RNA of Populus euphratica (Euphrates poplar), 1061 nucleotides long. RefSeq names its product Transcription factor TFIIIC, tau55-related protein. Gene Ontology annotation, biological process: transcription by RNA polymerase III. The coding region runs from base 224 to 646 and encodes 140 amino acids. The transcript is spliced from 4 exons. The record is from RefSeq and is a predicted model, not a curated record. Lineage: Eukaryota; Viridiplantae; Streptophyta; Magnoliopsida; Malpighiales; Salicaceae. Gene Ontology annotation, cellular component: transcription factor TFIIIC complex.
GGCACAGUUAGGUUAUUAAUCAACUUCUUUUUGGAUUCAGGUUCGGAUAUGGAGAGUACCAAACCUGACCCCUGGUACCCUGGAUCACACUUGUUUUCCAUUUCACUCAUGGAACACAAUUAAAAGUGUCGUGAGCCUUCAUCAACCAGGGACCUGAAAGGGUCUUUAAGCACUAGCCCAGUUCUCGAUAGUGUUGUCUUGCUUGUCUGUAUAGAUAAAGACAAUGGAGGCAGACUUGAUGCACCAUGAUAAUCAAGAAGAUGGAGCCGAAGAAGAAGACUAUGUGCUUCUUGAUCUUGAUGCUGUUUUUGCCCAAGUUGAUAUUUCUCCAGAUACACCAUAUGUUCUUUCUGGUCUCGACACUGCAGAGCCAAUAUUGAUUAUAGAUGACAAAGUGAAACUGAUUGGGAAAUAUGAAGAUACAAUCGGUACAUGCUUUGUUUUCUCAGAAAAUGAAGCUGCCCCUUUGAUUCUAGAAGAGACAGGACCAUCAGAAGCAAACCUUUUUGCAGGCAGAUGUAUAGUGGAUCCUAACCAAGCUCCAACCAAGGAAGUGAAACCAGUUGCACAGCUCCAGAAGAUCCUAAAGUUUAGGUUGUUAAUGGACGAGGAUGUUCAAGAUUUCAUUGUGGAAUCAAAGACAUGAAAUUUGUGAGUGGAGAAAUCCCCUCCUCCUGGAUUUCGAUGCAAAUAUUCUUUUCCGUAAAUGAAGAUGGUUGGCCUAGCUAGUUGAUGGUAAAUGCUGAUUAUUUAGUAAGAUGGUUUCAGAUAGAAUAACCUCGGUUGUGCUGUCAGACUCUCCCAAGUCCCAGUAGUUCCAUUUGCUCUACAGCAUGUAUACUGUUUUCUGUAGUUUUGUUAUUAAAAACGUCUGAUUUCAAACACACUAGUUUUGAAUUGUGUUCACUCGAUGGCAGAAAUCAAAUUUUUCUCCAAGGAUUUUAUACUGCUAGAUGCUAUAAAGGUUAACAUUACAUUAGUUAUGUCAGGGCAAUGAUAUAAUGUCAUGUUUUGUUAGAAGUAAUGAAUUCUAUAAUAUAAUGGUCCAUUAUAUUUCCUUC